This is a messenger RNA of Suncus etruscus (white-toothed pygmy shrew), 1697 nucleotides long. RefSeq names its product isocitrate dehydrogenase (NADP(+)) 2 (gene IDH2). NCBI's taxonomy places the organism in Eukaryota, Metazoa, Chordata, Mammalia, Eulipotyphla, Soricidae. Gene Ontology annotation, cellular component: mitochondrion. The record is from RefSeq and is a predicted model, not a curated record. Gene Ontology annotation, molecular function: isocitrate dehydrogenase (NADP+) activity; NAD binding; magnesium ion binding. Gene Ontology annotation, biological process: isocitrate metabolic process. Bases 21 to 1373 code for a protein of 450 amino acids. The transcript is spliced from 11 exons.
UAUUGCUGCUGCUGCACGCGAUGGCGGGCUCCCUGCGACUUGCAGGCUCGCUCUGCAGAGCCGCGGCCUCGGGGCCGGCCUCCAGCUUCCUCUCGGGCUCCAGCUCCCUUCCACCACCGCGGCGCCACUAUGCCAACAAACGAAUUAAGGUGGCAAAGCCUGUGGUGGAGAUGGAUGGGGACGAGAUGACCCGUAUCAUCUGGCAAUUCAUCAAGGAGAAGCUCAUCUUGACUCAUGUGGACGUGGAACUCAAGUACUUUGACCUGGGGCUACCCAACCGCGACCUCACCAAUGAUCAAGUCACUAUCGACUCAGCCCUGGCCACCCAGAAGUACAAUGUGGCUGUCAAGUGUGCCACCAUCACCCCUGAUGAAGCCCGAGUGGAAGAGUUUAAGCUGAAGAAGAUGUGGAAGAGCCCCAAUGGAACCAUCCGGAACAUUCUGGGUGGCACCGUCUUCCGUGAGCCCAUCAUCUGCAAGAAUAUCCCGCGCCUGGUGCCCGGCUGGACCAAGCCUAUCACCAUAGGCAGACAUGCCCAUGGCGACCAGUACAAAUCCACGGACUUCGUGGUGGACCGGGCAGGCGCCUUCAAGAUGGUCUUCACACCCAAAGACGGCAGCACGCCCACCGAAUGGGCCGUGUACGACUUCCCGGCAGGCGGUGUCGGCAUGGGCAUGUACAACACGGACGAGUCUAUCUCAGGUUUUGCUCACAGCUGCUUCCAGUACGCUCUGGGCAAGCAGUGGCCCCUCUACCUGAGCACCAAGAAUACCAUCCUGAAGGCCUACGAUGGUCGCUUUAAGGACAUCUUCCAGGAAAUCUUUGAGAAGCACUAUAAGGUGGACUUUGACAAGAAUAAGAUCUGGUAUGAGCACCGGCUCAUCGAUGACAUGGUGGCCCAGGUUCUCAAGUCCACUGGUGGCUUUGUGUGGGCUUGCAAGAACUACGAUGGGGACGUGCAGUCAGACAUCCUGGCCCAGGGCUUUGGCUCCCUGGGCCUGAUGACCUCCGUGCUGGUGUGCCCGGAUGGAAAGACCAUCGAGGCUGAGGCUGCCCAUGGCACUGUGACACGCCACUACCGUGAGUACCAAAAGGGCCGGCCUACCAGCACUAACCCCAUUGCCAGCAUUUUUGCCUGGACAAGGGGCCUGGAACACCGGGGAAAGCUGGAUGGGAACCAGGAGCUGGUGAGGUUUGCCCAGACCCUGGAGAAGGUGUGUGUGGACACCGUGGAGAGUGGAGCCAUGACAAAGGACCUGGCAGGCUGCAUCCAUGGCCUUAGCAAUGUGAAACUCAAUGAGCACUUCCUCAAUACCUCGGAUUUCUUGGACACCAUCCAGAGCAACCUGCACACAGCCCUCGGCCGCCAGUAGCGAGGCAGCACAGGACGGUGCCUCCUGACCUUUUCAGGGACCUGAGCUGCAGAUGGUGGGAGGCUUAUGGGCAGGGUCUCUUGUGCCUGUCUUCUGUCGCCCAGAACCAUGGAGUGCCUAUUUGCCAUUUAACCGUGUACCACAUCUGUCCCUGCCGGAAUGUGGCAGACUCCCAGGAGAUGCUGCCCCAGGCACAGUGAGGAGGGGAACAGCAGCACGAACCCCUUGGUUAUAUCAGCGUGCCAUACCAAGGGCCGGGGAAUCUCUUCCUCUGGGAUUACUUAUUUUUCUACAGAUUGGGCUGGGUUUUUACUGGCAUUUUUU